AUGUGUGGCAUAAUAGCCUGUAUCUUGGCUGCUGAGGGCAACGACGUCGCAGCAGAGAUCCACCAAGCGCUCUACUACCUCCAGCAUCGCGGUCAAGAUGCCUGCGGUAUCGCCACUUGCUCAAGCAGAGGCAAAGUCUUCCAAUGUAAAGGUAACGGCCUAGCCAGCAAAGUUUUCCACGAUGGUGAGAGGGUUUCAGAUCUUCCAGGUUACAUGGGACUCGCUCAUCUUCGGUACCCAACAGCCGGCUCGUCAGCCAACUCGGAAGCACAACCUUUUUACGUCAAUUCUCCCUACGGCAUCCUCAUGACACACAACGGCAAUUUGAUCAAUGCUCCCGAGCUCAGGGAAUAUCUCGACCAUGAAGCACAUCGCCAUAUCAACACUGAGUCGGAUAGCGAGCUCAUGCUCAACAUCUUCGCCGAUGAGCUCAAUCAGACCGGCAAAGCUCGAGUCAACCGAGAUGACAUCUUCUCUGCUCUCACACGCAUGUACGAGAAGUGCAAGGGUGGCUUCGCUUGUACUGCCAUGCUUGCCGGUUUCGGCUUGAUCGGGUUCCGUGACAGCUACGGUAUUCGACCAGUUGUACUUGGCGAACGAGCGUCUAUUGACGGCAAAGGCACUGACUAUAUGAUGGCAUCGGAAUCCGUUGCACUCAGCCAGAACGGCUAUGGUAACAUCAAGGACAUCCUACCCGGCCAGGCUGUGAUCAUCGAGCGCGGCAAAGCACCAGUCUUCAAGCAAGUGAGCCCGCAGAUGUCCUAUGCACCUGACAUAUUCGAAUACGUCUACUUCGCACGACCUGAAAGUAUUAUCGACGGCAUCUCUGUAUACCGAUCUCGUCAGCUCAUGGGGUACCGACUGGCCGAGGAGAUUCAGAAGCAGCUUGGCCCAGAGCAGCUCAGAGAAAUCGACGCUGUCAUUCCCAUACCAGAAACGUCUCUGGUCUCUGCCUACGCCGUAAGCAAGCACCUCAAGAAGCCGUACUGCCAAGGCUUCGUCAAAAAUCGCUACAUCUUCCGUACCUUCAUCAUGCCCUCUCAACGUGCUCGCCAACGCGGCGUUCGCGCAAAGCUGAACGCCAUUCCCGUUGAGUUUAAAGACAAGAACGUCCUCCUCGUGGACGACAGCAUUGUGCGCGGCACGACGUCCCGCGAGAUCGUCAACAUGGCAAAGGAGGCUGGAGCGAAGAAGGUGUACUUUAGUAGCUGUGCGCCACCCAUUACUCACGCACACAUCUACGGCAUCGAUCUCGCCUCACCUUCAGAACUCAUCGCGCAUCAUCGAAGCAGCAAGGAUAUUGCAGAACACAUAGGCGCAGAUGGAGUCAUCUACCAGAGCCUCGAAGACCUCAAAUCCGCGUGCGCGCAGGAGAGCCCGCGAGAUCCCACGACACAAAACUUCGAAGUCGGCGUCUUCUGUGGCAAAUACGUCACACCUGUCUCAGAGAAUUAUUUCACUCACCUCGAGCAGAUGCGUGGCGAAGCGCGAAAGCUUAAAGUAAUGGAUAAAGCUCGUGAGGCCGUGGCACGAGGCGACGCCGACGAAGUCCAGUUCCGCAUGGCCUCCAACGGUGUACAAGUCGACGAGACUGGCGAUGUGGUUGCUCGAGAUAGUGGCUCAGAUGGCGAAGCAAGGAUACCGAAGCGACAGAAAGUCGAGAGGAUGCAUGAUGAACAGGCGAACGGGCAUGGUGAAAAGGAGAAGGAUCCCGAGAAGUCGGCGAGGAAGCCAACGCCGGCGCAGGAUGUUUCGCUGUACAACAUCAAUGAUACCUAG
Messenger RNA from Recurvomyces mirabilis, 1779 nucleotides. RefSeq names its product amidophosphoribosyltransferase (gene ADE4). Lineage: Eukaryota; Fungi; Ascomycota; Dothideomycetes; Mycosphaerellales; Teratosphaeriaceae. Bases 1 to 1779 code for a protein of 592 amino acids. The record is from RefSeq and is a predicted model, not a curated record. Gene Ontology annotation, molecular function: amidophosphoribosyltransferase activity. Gene Ontology annotation, cellular component: cytoplasm. Gene Ontology annotation, biological process: purine nucleotide biosynthetic process; purine nucleobase biosynthetic process. The transcript is spliced from 2 exons.